GAGAUUGGAACUUUAACUUUUCCAGGAUCUGAGUUAGAAGUCUCACAUUAUUCUCGAUUUCUUCUCUUUCUGACUUCAUAUUUCAAUCUUAUUAUGCUAGCAUCUUGCCUUUAGUUACCAAGUUCGACUCUGACAUCAUGCCUAUAAAAAAGAUCUGUUGCCUUGGUGCUGGUUAUGUUGGCGGACCAACAUGUAGUGUGAUAGCCCAUAAAUGUCCUGAGAUUAAUGUCACAGUAGCUGAUCUCAGUGAGGAAAGAAUUGCUCAAUGGAACUCAGAUGAUCUACCUAUUUUUGAGCCUGGGCUGUUCGAAGUAGUCAAGGAAUGUCGUGGCCGUAAUCUCUUCUUCUCUACUGACAUUGACAAAGCUAUCUUGGAUUCUGACCUGAUCUUCAUCUCUGUCAACACACCAACUAAAAACUUUGGACUAGGAAAGGGUCGAGCAGCAGAUCUGAAAUAUGUGGAAGCCGCAGCCAGACGAAUUGCUGAUGUGGCAAAAUGUUCGAAGAUCGUCGUUGAGAAGAGUACAGUGCCAGUGAGGGCUGCUCAAAGUAUAUCACGUAUCCUUCAAGCCAAUCAGAAUCAAGGUGUCCGAUACACAGUUCUUUCAAACCCAGAAUUCCUUGCCGAGGGAACAGCUAUCAGUGACCUAAUGAAUCCAGAUCGGGUCUUGAUCGGCGGAGAGAAAAACGAGGCAGGGCAAGAGGCAAUAAAACAACUUAGCUGGAUUUAUGAACAUUGGGUCCCAAAAGAGAACAUUAUUACCAUGAACACUUGGUCCUCAGAACUAUCAAAGUUGGCAGCCAACGCUUUUCUUGCCCAGAAGAUUUCAAGUAUAAAUUCUAUGUCUGCUAUUUGUGAGGCUACUGGUGCCGAUGUGAAUGAGGUUGCACAUGCGAUUGGCACCGAUAGUCGAAUUGGACCAAAGUUUUUACAAGCCAGUGUGGGCUUUGGUGGCAGCUGUUUCCAGAAAGAUGUCCUCAAUCUAGUCUAUCUAUGCGAGUGCCUUAACCUGCCUGAGGUGGCUGCUUAUUGGCAACAGGUUAUCGACAUGAACGAGUACCAACGAAGAAGAUUUGCCUAUCGCAUCAUCGAAUCUCUCUUCAAUACUGUCACAAACAAGAAGAUAGCCAUCCUCGGAUUUGCAUUCAAGAAGAAUACUGGUGACACCCGGGAGUCUGCCAGUAUCUAUGUCAGUAAAUACCUCAUCGAUGAAGGUGCCAGGAUAACGAUUUAUGACCCAAAAGUCGAAAAGGUGCAAAUUAUGAGUGAACUUACCCACCCAGCAAUAACUGAUGAUCCUGAUAAAGUGUCAAACCUCGUCACCAUCGUGGAUGAUCCAUAUGAAGCAGCUAGAGGUGCACAUGCUCUAGUUGUAUGUACUGAGUGGGACGAGUUCAAGACUCUGGACUACGCGAACAUCUACUCCAAUAUGUUGAAACCAGCUUUUCUGUUUGAUGGUCGGAUGAUUUUAAAUCAUGAGUCUCUGAUGGAGCUAGGAUUUCACGUGGAGACAAUCGGCAAACGACUUACUCGGCCCUCCAUCACUAGAACAUUUGCUUUUGAAGGUUGACUAAAUGAUAGUCUAGGAUAGGUUACUGCUACUUAAAAGGGGACUAUAGUAUAGGCAUGUACUGGGGGUCCAGUUGAUUGUCUUCAAGUGACUAAUAUGCACAUCUAACGAACUGGGUUUAACCUCGUGGUGAAUAUAUUCCUAGAUAUUCCUGAUCUAAUAUUCUAACUUAUAGACAGAUUUGCAAAAUAAUGAAAUAAUGGGAACAAUUAUAUAUGUGUGCCAGUUUAAAGGCAAACUGGCACUGCAAAAACAAGAGGAAUGUGAAUGUUUUAUCAAUGGGAUGGAUUCCUUGAAUAUGAUGAGUUAUUUCAAGUUUGAGGUAUCAUGUAUUGUUAUUAUUGAGUAUUCGUUUAAUAAUAUGAAGAUGAGGCGAUUUAUUUUUGCUAAAAGUAUUUCUAGUCCCUUUUACAUAAUCUUGAGAAUUAUUUACCAGAAUGAUUUCCACCAAACAACUAGACCAACUGAAUCUUAUGUUUGCUCCUUUAGGCUUAAUAAAAAAAUCUUCAUCAGUGUAAAAUCAGUGCCUUUCUGUACAAAAUCUAGCCAGCUUGUAAUGUAUACAGCUGAAUUUAAGAUCUGUUAAGAUGACUGAAACUGCCUAUAAUGUAUAAUUGUGUGUUGACAAGUAAGAAUUGUAUUUACUGAUAUAUAGGGAUGGAUCCAGGAAGCGGUGAACGAGAGUCGAGGGGAAAGAGAAAGGGCAAAACAUGUAUCUCUUGGAAGUCAAAAUCUAUCUAACAUUGUAUUUAUUAUACAUGUAUAUGCUGUCUGAGCCAGUAAGACCCCAGCUUUAGCAAUGCAGUUAAUGUGUAUUUUGAUAAUAUUGUGCAUUUGUUUUAUAAAACGGGUCUGUUUUGUAUGUCCUAGAAUGUAACGCACUGAAAAUAUAGUCAUAAAGUCUAUCACACAACUUUUCUCAAUAUCUUAUCAAUACUAAGCUGGUUUUGAGUAUUACACUAUGUGGUAGAGUUAAUAAAAUAACACAUGCUUGUAUUUUCUCUAAAGUAUA
This is a messenger RNA of Lineus longissimus, 2583 nucleotides long. RefSeq names its product UDP-glucose 6-dehydrogenase-like. Lineage: Eukaryota; Metazoa; Nemertea; Pilidiophora; Heteronemertea; Lineidae. The record is from RefSeq and is a predicted model, not a curated record. The coding region runs from base 138 to 1571 and encodes 477 amino acids. Gene Ontology annotation, biological process: glycosaminoglycan biosynthetic process. Gene Ontology annotation, molecular function: UDP-glucose 6-dehydrogenase activity; NAD binding. Gene Ontology annotation, cellular component: nucleus. The transcript is spliced from 10 exons.